This is a messenger RNA of Xyrichtys novacula (pearly razorfish), 6150 nucleotides long. Lineage: Eukaryota; Metazoa; Chordata; Actinopteri; Labriformes; Labridae. The record is from the annotation of a GenBank genome assembly.
ACACAUGCCAUCAUGUCGCUCCCUGCUAGCGAAAUAAGCUAACGAUCACGUAGCAGGAUGAAAGCUGACACACUAUUAGCAGGUUUAAAGAUGAGAAAAGAUUUAAAAUAAAUGUCUGCGUAUCCGCAUGCCCGUUUAUUCAUCAUACACCACCUGACUGUCUUCGGUCUCUCUCUGGUUAUGAACAGAAAGAGACACCUACUGCUGGGCCGCGUUGUCAUUAAAGGAGGCAGGUGGGUUUGUUGUUGCUAAUGACGACACGCUUCCGGGUUUGGAGAGGAGAGGCGUUCACGGUCGUACGAUUUACGGCAAAUAAACAGUUUAUAGUUUUUUAAACGCUCCCUGUCUGCGCUGUUAUGGACUUUGUAAUUCUGUCUAAUCUUAGAGUAUUGACUAGCCUACACAGAAGUAACAUGAACAAAAGCCAACUUUGCCGAGGCUACAAGUUUUCAUUUUAGUUUCAGUUUCACAGAGACAAGAUCCUCCUCCAGGCUGUCAGUCAGUAGUGAGGGGGUUUAACGCGUCGGAAUUCCCCAUACUCGUGAUGUUUUUAUCUACUCGUGUUGACAUCAUUUGUAAAUAUAUGUAAUAAAACCGGGGUGGGGAUGGGGUUCAAGAGUCGUGUGAGGACAAUGAAGCAUCUGAGAGCGAAGGUUAUGAACACACUGUUUGUGUUUUUUAGGAGAUGUAUUUUUUAAUGGUUGGUCUUUUACUUUUAUUCCUUAUCUAGGUAACACUUUACAAUAACCAUAACUUAUAAAUGGUAAAUAGAACAUUUAUAAAUGGUAAGUGGAUAGUUUAUUGAUGUUUAAUCCCCAUUUAUAAAUAGCAUAUAGACCAUUAAUAAAUUGUCAAUUUUACAAUUUUAAAAACCUAACCCUAAUCCUAACUUUACAAUAACCAUCUAAGUAAUGCUUAUUGGUGGUUUAUAAACCAAAUAUUAACCAAUUUACAAAGUGCUACUGACACACAUUUAAAUCUAGAUGUUUUGCGACCAAUAUUUAAGCCCUAUAUAAACCUUAUUAAACAGUCCAUUAGUAAUUAAUGAAAAUUAUUAAUCAUAAUUUUAUUGCUUGUUAAUGGUAAAGUAAGUUUUAACUUACAUAAAUAAUCUGUUUGCCAUUUAUAAUUGGUCUAUGUGCUGUUUUUAAAUGAUGAUUAAACAUUAAUAAACUAUCUAUCUACCAUUUAUAAAUUAUGGUUAUUGUAAAGUGUUACCCUUAUCUAUUAUCUUAAUGUUGUAUAUCGGGUUGAUGCAGGUUAUUUUGCUGUCUUGAGCUUUGACAUAAUGUAACCUCCUUCUUCUGUUUCAGUUUAUUGAAUCUUUUGUUUGUUUUAUUUUAUUUUUUAAAAUUUUUGUUUUGUUUGUUUAUUUGCCUGUGUCAGUCUUUGAGUGUGUAUCAGUUUUCAAUCAUUUUUAAUGAUUUUCAGUUUGUGUAAAGCACUUUUUUGGCAUUUCUUUGGAUGGAAGUGAUAUACAAUAAAGCCAGAUGUAUCGAUGGGUUGAUGUAUGGAUGGACAGACAGAAAGAAAGAAAAACAGACAGACGGAUAGACUGACUUCUUGAUUGAUUGAUUAUUAAAAUACUCAAGUAAUGUUAAAUAGUAGUGCAGAAACCACUAUUUUUCAGUAUAUAACUAUAACUCUGUGAGACACUGCAGUUGCAUCAAGGGUGGGAUACACAUGUUUGUCAAAUAGUCCUACCACUCAUAUGCUUGUUUGUGAAAGUUAAUCUACAAAGUCCCUAUAAGGACUGAGUCCACAAAAACGGCCAGGAGUGGUUUUAAAUCUGAUUGGCUAACCCAGGUAUCACCACAAACCUGACACACUGUCAAACAAAGAAUAAAAACUUGUAUUUUAUGUGUUGAGGUGCCAAAAUUGAGUAGAUAAUGUAUUAACAGAAACUCAAGAUGUUUUCAUGUAUUUAUUUUUAAACUUUGAAGAUAUAUAUCUUUUCUGUCUUUAUAGAAUUGUGAAUUAUAGCUGCUCGGCACAUAUUUUAAAGACAGAAGGAUAACAAAUGACUUAGCUACUUGUUUGUAAUGCAGUGGCAAACUGCUGUUUGCUUAAUGAAUACAAACAAAGCUGUUGAUUACUGGUUGAGUGAGAGGUCUUUGACAGGGUUCAGGUUCUGCUGUCCACAUGCUGCAGUGUCCUUGGUAAAGACAUUUAUGCGAGCUUGAUUAGUCAACACUCAUAAGUGGGUUACAUAUUAGCCUCUGCUAUCAGUGUAUGAAUUUGGUAUUAAUGAGCUAAUUUACCAAAAGUUAAACCGGCAAAAUUACACACAACUGGAAAAAAAAUCAGCCUUUGAGUAAUAGUAAUGUUUACAACAAACAAUGAGCUUAAGAAACCAAUAAAGCAUGAUGGGAAAUAGGAUGAUGGGCCGUCACUAGGACAUUAUUACUAGACAUCAAUGUUAUUGUUCUCCUGGUUUAUAUAAUCCUUCAUGUCAGCACAAGCUAAAGCACAUGAUCUUUUCUUUGUAAUCUGACACCACUGUGACACACUGGGUGUCACCAAACCAGUGAACAAGUCUGUGUAUUUAUGAUGAUCAAGCAAGGCGAGCCCUGCUCAGCUCAUGCAGCACACAAACUUGCUGGUCUGUGGUCAUAUCAAUCAACUUCCUAAUCAUAAUCCUUCCCCCCACAGAUGGCCACCCCUUUUGUUCCAGUCCCCUUCCCUGUGGACCGGACUGGAGCUUGCAAGUCCUUGGCCGAGAGGGAGUGUGAGCAUCAGCCUCCAGAAAGUACUUUCUCUGAGAGAGUAGUGAUACCCUGGGGAGAAGACAUGCUGGAUGGGUCAUCAACAGUGCUGGAGGGUGAAGGGAGAGUCAGGGAUAGCUGGGUGGAGAGACCCAACACCCCAACUCUGCUGGGAUAUGAGAUCCUGGAGGAGAGGGCCAAAUUCACAGUAAGGACUUUAGAGUUUCUAAACCAACAGAGAAAAUAUAAAAAGAAUUAGACUGGCAGGUUUCUUGGACUGUGUGAAACAUUUGAUUUUCAUUUUCUUUUUCAUUUUAAGUAAAAUCCUUUGAAAAAACAUGUCGGCGAAUGAAUGUGAGAAGAUUUAAAAGCACAUGGACUUUGGCUUAGCUUCUGAUGUCACAUUGACAUCAUAUGACUUGCUCCGCUUUAAAGGCUUGUACAGCUUGUGUGAGUUAAUGUGUAUGUCUUUGUGUGUUUAUGAGUGUUGCUAAACGACUGACAAAUUAGCAGCUCCAUUCACUCUCGGAAGGGGGGGGGUAGCUGCUGAAGAUACACAAACAACAUUCCCUUGAAAAGUCUUACUUUCAAGAGAAUACAGUUCAGAUAUUUCUCCUUGGAGCCUAUGUUUUGUUUGUAUGAGAUGCAAUUACUGACACUUUAAAUUGCUAGGUUUAUAAGAUCCAUGUGACGACGGCUGAAGGGGACAGCUGGGUCAUCUUCCGAAGAUACACUGACUUCUGCAGGCUAAAUGACAAGGUGAGAUUGUGCGCUUUCAUUGGUCUUGACAAUGUAUGAAAAGUAAGUGACUGAAUUAGAUGAUAAGUGUUCAAGAAAAUUUGAGAGAGGAACAGCAAGCAAAUGAAGACAAGGUCAGCAUUAAGUCCAAAUGAUAUUUAGGAAGUUGAAGUUUUCAAUCUGUAAGCAACAUAUAAGAGUACCAGAGUGCAUUUCCAAGUAUGCAAAGAAUGGGACCUGAAUGGGAGUCAUUUUAUUUGUUUAACUAUCAUUGUCAGUUAUCUGUUUCUGAAAUGAAAGUAGAGUAGAGCGUCUAGCCUCUUAGAAUGAGUAUCUCACUGAUUUUCUUUGGUGUGAGGAGACUUUGAGGUAACUGUAAAUUGGUGAGUCAUUUCUGUCAGGAAAAGUUUUAUAAGAGGCCUUACAAGCCAAAAAGUUCAGUUAGCAGAAUCAAUGGGUGUGGGAUUAUAUGCUUCCUACCAUGUUGCAUAAUGUUGCACACAGAUAAGACAGAAGAGUAAAACCAGUCUGAAUCACUCCAAACCGAGGAGUGACCACAUUUAUCUUCCUCCUGUGUUAGCUUUUACAAAGCACCCACUAUGUUAAGGGUUGGUUUUGACCCGUGUCUUAAAUCAGCUGUAAAUUACACUCAAAACAAUUCUCUAUAAUCCAAUUUGGUUCUCAUCUCUAGAUUACCUUGCUAUGCUUCAUUAUCCAUUGAAAUAUUGUUUGUAAUAUUUUUUGUUGUGGUCCUUUGGGCCUUUCUUUGUCACUAUACCCCUCACACAGACAUCCAUACUGAACUGAUCUUGCAUGUCUAGACAUGCCCGAUGUUGUUUUUGUGCAGGGAAAAAACAGGCAAAAUGAGAAUUUCCUGAAUCUCGCAUGAUUGGAAGACGAUCUGACUGUACGUGUGGUGCCUGAGAGUACGCAUACGAUUUUAGUUUUUGCUCUGAUUAUUAGAUAUUGAUCAAACAGGGGGCCAACAGAGACCUUGUUAGAUCGAACCGGUGUUCGAUCUAAUUUUAAUAAGAGCAUUUUAUAAUUUAGUGAAUUUGAUUUUUUUAGUUUUAUUUUGUUGAAAUAGAGAUCCCUGUCAAAGUCAAAAAGUCUUGAUGCAAAAAAAGCUAAUUUAAGUGGUUCUUUUAAGCAUUUAAAAUCAAAAACAGGUUGGUGCAGACCCUAACACAGGAGGAGGGUUAAACUGAACUUUACACAACUACCUCCAGGGGGGAGCUCAAAAUCCUUUACCUGCAGCCAAAAGGAAAUUCCAGUUGAUUAUUUUAUGCACAGCCCAUGGUUUAAACACACUGCUGGUUAUUUUCUACCUAUAAUCAGUUGUGUAGAAGAGAAAUCAGUCCAUCAAAAACUGCAUGUUAACUCCUGCUCACCGUCAAAUGGUAUAAAACAAGUAUAAAACAAUCUAUGGACAUAAACAACCCUCAUUUUGACUAUACAAUCAGUAUAGUGUUAAUGCUCAGCAAUUGCACCAUUGGCAAUCCUGUGAAACUGUCCAUCUGCUGCACUUAAAGGUUGGCUAGUUCAGUGGUUAGUGUUAACUUAUUAAGUUAUAAUCUUGGCCCUGAACAAAAAGUGACUUCACAUAUUUAGAAAGACUUGUGUUAUCCUGCCAAAAGAAACUUUCUGACUACCACUGGUUAAGGUAUCUGAUGGAAAUGUUUUGCCUCCAGAUAAGCUCCACCCACAAAAAAAAAAAAAAAAAUCUUAUGAUUCACACGCUAGUGUAGAGUUGUAACUUUGCUCACUGUGACCCUUGUACAAAUGAGUACCCCAGUCAGACACCCCAAGCCAAUAGUCUUGACCCUCCCCUGUUUACCACAUCUAUAUCUUAUGAGGUUUUACAUGGCAGUUUUGAGUUUAGUGCUUGUGCCACCUGUGUCAACACUAAAGGUAAUUUAAAACAUAUUAAUGUUGUUUCCUUUAGUCUUUUAACACGUGUUCCCUUACUCCUUCAUUAUCUACUACUUACACCUGCAGGUGAAAGAGCUGUAUCCGAGCUCUAAUCUGGCCCUGCCUCCUAAGCGCUGGUUCAAAGACAACUACGAUGAGGAGUUUCUGGAAGAGAGGCUGAGUGGGCUGCAGACGUUUCUGGAGAGCGUAACAUCACACAGAGAAUUUGUCAAGAGGUAUGUCUUUUAAUGAGAAGAUGAAUGAACUCUACAGAGUUAAAACUUUUUUUUUUGUUUGAUUUGGAGUUUUUGAUGUGAUUGUUUCUCAGUGAAGCAGUGAGACACUUCCUGUGUUUGGUUGACCCACCUGGUCCGUUUGACAGUCUGGUGGAGAGCAGAGUAAGCUCCUUGAAGAAAUAUUGACUCAAGUGCUAAAAGGUAUCAUUGUGUGGUGACUUACGAACUGUUCCUGUGAGUGUAGGCUUUUUGUGAGACUCUGGAGGAAACAAACCACCGUCUUCAGAGGGAACUCCUGGAUAAUCAGAGAGAAGUCGAUGCUUUAAAGAAAAUCCUGGAGGAGAAAGAAAACCACUUCAGCCUCCUGGUGAAGAAAGCCGAGUAAAGAUGUUUGUUUUUUACAGAAAUGAUGGAGGCAUUGCUUCCACUUUACAUCAUAUUGAAAUGAUUUCCUCUAACACAGAUCCCUGACACUUCAUACUGAGAGCUCAGAGGAUCAUUGCCAGCAAACAGAGAUGACUGUAACAGAUACAAACCCACAUAAGACGGAGACCGCAUAG